AUGAACAGAUUCCGCUCGCUGGAUGUGACGCUCGAGACGCUCUCUGCCCAGCUCUACCCGGACGAGCGCAUCCUGGCGCAUGCUGACGGUGUCGGCCUCUACGACGGCAAAGACAAAUCCCCUCAGCACGACGACGGCCGCGCAGUCCUCUCCUCGCAUCGCAUCCUCUUCAUCUCUUCCUCGCGGCCCCACUCGAACUCGGUUGCACUCGACCUCUCGCUCGUACGGCAGACGGAGUAUUGGGCUGGAUUCGUCUUCAAGAGCAGUCCGAAGAUCACCUUGCUCCUGAGCGAUGCGGGUCGAGGGGAGCAGGCGGGAUCCGGGUCGAAUGGGGAGAACUCAGGUUCAACGGCGCGACCCGGGACAGGAGGGAGCGCUACAGCGACGGGUGCCAAGGAGAACGAUCGCUUAGCCCUCAUCGCGAGCGCGGGAGACAGGAGCUGGGUGUGUCGAGUCUGCGGGAUGCGCAACGUCCCGACCGUCGAGUCGGGUCUCAAGUGCACGCUAUGCGGCGUCGCGAUGGACCCGCACGCCUCUUCAUCUACCCCGGUGACCCGAUUAGGAACCCCUCGCAGCGCCUCGCCUAAACGACCUUCAACUGCCGCUGCGACAGCAGCUCCCCCUUCCUUCGAUCCAGCCGAAACAGGCUCCCGCAUCGCCUGUCCCGUCUGUACCUUCCUCAAUCACCACUCCAUGGCCACAUGCGAGAUGUGCGACUCUCCCUUGUUCGGGCCUGCUUCGACGGAUCAUCCUCCACCUCGACCCGCCUCGUCCGCAUCCGAUACUGCUCCCUCCACCUCGCCUACACCACCCGUCCCCAGCGCCACCUUCGUCCGGUUGAGCUUCCGAAGAGGCGGGGAGAAGGCGUUUUAUGCGGCGUUGAAGACGGCACUUGCUUCGAAGGCUUGGGACCUCAGCUCGUUGGCGGCCCCGUCACGGAAGUCGCUUGAUGCGGCGAGAGCUGGCACACCAGGCGGCGUUCAGGUGGGUGAGCAGAAUAGCAGCUCGAGCGGGGCGGGUAUCGACGCGAUCAUGCGAGGAAUCGAUCUCGACGCACGAGAUCGAGAAGACUCCCUUGACGAGGCCCUGCGAGAUCUCGACUCGCUGAUGGCGCGAGCGAAGAACAUGAUCGCCCUCGCACAAUCCCUAAACGCACAACUAGCCGUCACGAGUGCUACAGACCCCGCCUCCGUUUCAGCAGAAACAGCCGAAGCCGCCUCACUCGCAACCUCUUCUCUCCAGUCGCUCGGCCUCCUCUCGGCGCCCGUCACCGCUCAAGACGUUGCCGACUCGAGCCGAUAUCAUGCUCAACUGGCGCAGGAGCUGGCGACUGUGCUGCAGAAGGGGCAGGUCAUGGACAAGCAGGGAGGCGUCAUUGGACUGGACGAGGUCUGGUGCCUGUGGAACCGGGCGCGAGGAGUCGCCCUCGUGUCACCCGCCGACUUGCGAGCUGCCGCACGACAUCUACCUACCGUCUCCUCCUCUUCUCGAAUAUCCCUCCGCGUCUUCCCUUCCGGCCUCCACAUUCUCCACACCUCCCGCUUCUCCCUCCCCGCCUUCUCCUCCCGCAUCCUCGAGCUUCUCGACCUGCGCCAAGCCCUCACCGCUUCUCUCGCAGACGAGCCCUCGACCAGCCUCGACCGCCAAACUCGCGAAGGGAUCGGCGUGCUCGAGGUGGCAGAUGCGGAGAGACUUAGUGUUGGAUUGGCGAAGGAGAUGAUGGAGUUGCUGGAGAUGGGGGAGGCGACUGCGUUAGGUGGGAGAGUUGGCGGAGGAGCGGUUGUCCGGGAUGAGCAGGGCGGUGAGGGGACGCGGUGGCAGCGGAACUAUAUCUCGCAUGCGGUAUGGGACGGGCAGGUGUUGUAG
Messenger RNA from Rhodotorula toruloides NP11, 1866 nucleotides. RefSeq names its product vacuolar protein sorting protein VPS36. Gene Ontology annotation, molecular function: ubiquitin binding; phosphatidylinositol-3-phosphate binding. NCBI's taxonomy places the organism in Eukaryota, Fungi, Basidiomycota, Microbotryomycetes, Sporidiobolales, Sporidiobolaceae. The record is from RefSeq and is a predicted model, not a curated record. The transcript is spliced from 5 exons. The coding region runs from base 1 to 1866 and encodes 621 amino acids. Gene Ontology annotation, biological process: protein transport to vacuole involved in ubiquitin-dependent protein catabolic process via the multivesicular body sorting pathway. Gene Ontology annotation, cellular component: ESCRT II complex; late endosome membrane.